Aspergillus calidoustus is the source of this 768-nucleotide messenger RNA. The record is from the annotation of a GenBank genome assembly. Lineage: Eukaryota; Fungi; Ascomycota; Eurotiomycetes; Eurotiales; Aspergillaceae.
AUGAUUCGGCAAGAGUUCCAGCGAAUUGAUCCUAAGCGGAGGGCCAUUCUCAGUCACAAAAAGAAGCAGUUUGCGACUCCAGCUUUCAAGCAACAGGACUAUCCUCAUAGAUUGAACUUUUACGAGACGCCACCCACUGCAGAGAUAACACUCGAGCAAUUUGAGCAAUGGGCUAUCGAUAGACUGAAGAUCCUUGCCGAGAUCGAGGCAUGUUCUUAUCGAAACAAGACUCCCGCAGAAACCACGGCGCACAUCACACCCCUCCUCCAGAAAUUCCUUCCUUUGUCUUCAAACACAUCGUCUCGCGACGGCGCCGAGGAUCCCCGGCUUAAAAAUGAACGACAGAAAGAUCACUAUUCGCACUUUAUCCUCCGUCUCGCCUUCUCAGCUACGGAAGACCUCCGUCGACGGUUCGCCAGGGCGGAGACUAUGCUAUUUAGAUUCCGAUUUCAAGCGGACGACUCCAGAGAACGACGAGCCUUUAUUGACAGCCUGAGCCUUGAUUGGGAAAGCGUGAGUGAUGAGGAAAGGCGGGAGGUCGCCGAGCAUUUGGUUGCCGCGACACCGGGCCUGCGCCGCUCGGAUGAGGAAGUCUGGUAUAAAGUGGAUUGGGAAAAAGUGCCGGAACUCAUUGAAAGACGGACCGUAUUCCUGUCGAGGGGCAAGGCUUACGUACCGGAGAGGGAGCAGCUCAGUAUGAUUAUUGCUGAAUUCACAACUCGACUGGAGCGUGCUUUGGAGGUAUGUGAAGUCAAAUUCGAGGAUUGA